Messenger RNA from Eleginops maclovinus (Patagonian blennie), 2476 nucleotides. RefSeq names its product RALBP1 associated Eps domain containing 2 (gene reps2). The transcript has 17 exons. Lineage: Eukaryota; Metazoa; Chordata; Actinopteri; Perciformes; Eleginopidae. Gene Ontology annotation, cellular component: presynaptic membrane; plasma membrane; intracellular vesicle. The coding region runs from base 155 to 2005 and encodes 616 amino acids. Gene Ontology annotation, biological process: endosomal transport; clathrin-dependent synaptic vesicle endocytosis. The record is from RefSeq and is a predicted model, not a curated record. Gene Ontology annotation, molecular function: protein binding; molecular adaptor activity; calcium ion binding.
GCCGCCCUCUUGACAAACCUCCGGCUGACCGGCUCUCUGACAGGGACUAGAGAGUAGAGCCACUACCAGGACCAGGACAAGGACCAGGACCGCGUUAUAUGCAGGAUGCACCCUGCUGAGUGUGUGUAGCUCAUCUCCAUGCGGCAGCCCCGGGAUGAUGGACCCGGACUCUGUGUGUGUGGGCAGCUUGAUCCCGCUGACGGAGCAGGAGAGUCAGCUGUUCUCCGGGCUGCACAGCCGCUGCCAGGCCGACCCCUCCGGAUCCCUGUCCUCCGGGAGGGUGGCUGAGCUGUUCCAGGCUGCACAGCUACCCCCUGAAACCCUGCACCGGGUGAUGGAGGUCUGCGGGGCGAAGCGGCUCGGGUUCUUCGGGACUCCUCAGUUCUUCAUGGCUCUGAAGCUGCUGGCUGCCGCUCAGGCCGGAUUACCGGUCCAGCUGGAGAGCCUGACUGCAGAUCUCCCUCUGCCCAGGUUUUUGGGUCUGAAGAUUGAUCCGGAGGUCCGGUACCCGGUCGCCCCCCCGCCUGCAGAUGGGUCUACAGGGUCAGUGACCUGGGCCCCCCGCGACCUGAGCUUCAGACACCUGGAGGCCGAGGGGGAGAAGAAGGACGCCUGGUCUCUCCCCCGUUCACCCAACAGCUCCCUCCCCCGCUCCCCCCUCACCCACCACAGGUUUCCAUACAGCCAGCAGAGGAACGACCCCCCCACAAGUUAUGAGAUCAGACCCCCCCUCAGUGUUCAUCAGGAGCAGCACUCCUCCCCGGGGGGCUUCAGGAGCAGUGUGGAGCCGGCUGUGCGGGCCACGGCAGGCCCCCCCUCUGAGACUGAGGACCCCUGGAGGAUUUCAGAGGAACAGCUGCAGUAUUACACCGCUCAGUUCACGGGCCUGCAGCCCGACCUUGGGGCCCUCAUCCUGGGAAGCAUUGCUAAGAGCUUCUUCACUAAGUCCAGACUGCCGAUCCCAGAGCUGUCCCACAUCUGGGAGCUGAGCGACGUGGACAGAGACGGCGCUCUCUGCUUCUCCGAGUUCUGUACAGCGUUCCACCUCAUCGUGGCUCGGAAGAACGGCUACCCUCUGCCGGACACCCUGCCCCCCCCCCUGCAGCCGAGCCUAUUGCUGCACACACAGCCCCCACCCGAGACUAACUGUGUGUUCCUGCAGAGCGCCGAGCCUCUGAUCCUGUUCCAGGACGGGCCCCCCAGGAUCGGACUCACGGAGAGCAGCAUCUCAGAACAGACCGGACAGCCCCCCCCUCUCCCAGAGUGGACCGGACUCCCCCCACCUCACCCAGAGCUGAAGAAGGAAGCCUGUAGACAAGAUGUGCAGACGGUGAAACCCUCUCAGGUGGAUCAGGGUCUGCAGCGGGGGGGUUUCCCUCGGAGGCCAGAGCCUCGUCAGGAUCUGGACCCCCACCUGAGGGCCAGAACAAGACCCAGGUCCUUCUCCAGCACCUCUAUAGAAGAGGCCAUGAAGAAGUCAGAGGAGCCCCCCACCCCUCCACCCCGACCCCAGAAGACCCACUCCAGAGCCUCCUCUCUGGACCUCAACAAGCUCUUCCAGCAGGGGGCUCCAGGUCCUCAUACAUUUUCAGGAAUAAAGAGUGGGUGGUUGCCCUCCCCUCCAGCUCUGCCCCCCCGCCCUCCAGCCUCCCAGAAGCAGAGGGGGGCUGAAGACCCUCACUGCAGGAUCAGGAGCUCUGAAGACCUGACCAUCACCUCCAAACAGGAGCUGGCCCCCCCUCCCCCCCAGGCCCCUCAGAAGCCGAUCAGGAGGAAGUACCAUCCAGAGGUCCAGAACCUGGAGCCCCCUCCCACCAAACCUGCUCAGAGGCUGCCGUCCAAACAGAAGAGGCAGAUCCAGAUGUUGAUCCGUAAAAACAAGGAGACCAACGCCGUGCUGACGAGGCUCAACAGCGACCUGCAGCAGCAACUCAAGGAGGUGCAUCAGGACAGACUGACCCUUGAAUCCCAGCUGGAGCUCCGGAGGCCCCUGGCCCCGACGUGACCCCCCUGGGCCCCGGGUAAAGGCCCUGACCCUCCGGAGGGUCUCUGGAACUAAGAGGUCUGCAGAGGAAAACAUGAAGUGUCUUACAGAACGAUGUUACUCCUCUAAGUCCUGACUCCCCCUGACCCCCCCUGACCCUCAUGAGGCUCUCAGCAGCUCUCUGAGGUCUGAGCGUCUGCUCCCGCUGAACCAUGCAGACGUCUACCUGAGGAACUUUCACUAUCCCCCACCUCUGACGACAGCUCCGUCUGACUGCUGAUUCUUUCAUCCCUCUUUGUGUUAAUCAUUUCAUUUCUGCAAGUUUAAAAUGAAUAUUUUCAAUAACGGAAAAGUUAUGAUCAGUCUAAUAAAGAAAAUGAAUCAGAGUGUUUCUGUAGAGCAGAGAAAUGAGAGGCUGUGGGCUUCUGCAUGUUGGGGCUGGAAACCUGAAGUCGUGCUGCUGAAGGCGAACAGACGUUCAAUAAAGGCUCU